AUGCCCGGCCCCAUGCUUGCCACGGGACCUAGGAUCUCACUUGUAGAUCCCAACUCAUACGAAUCAGAGGAAUUUCGACCAUUAGCUCUGCUAAGCCAAACCAUUAUCGCCCCGCCAGGAAGCGACCCUUUUACUUCAUUCGACAGCGCAGUACUGAAGGUCAGGUGUAUGCUUAUACCAGUGAGGUUUACCGCGACUCCCCAGGAAAAAGAUCAACUAUGGUUUUUCGAACACGGCAACGAUAUCGCAUACCCUACGGAUGGUAUGGACUAUAUUCAACUAGUACCCAGCAAGCUAUGGGAGAUGAGUACUGCAUUCCGACUGUAUUUUAGCAAGCCCUUUGUCUUGUCUUCGCAGUACCUUUUUCUUCCGCCUUAUGAGUAUUAUCACAGGCGCGAGGUGGACGACCCAGGUCAUACAGAAACUACUGUUUAUGGUCUUGUAGUUCAGGAAGUUGUAUCUGAUGAUGCCAGAGAAUUCAUCAAGGUCGGGACAUGGGUAGAGAACAUUCGUCGAUCGUCUCUAAUCAGUCCAAUAAUAAGUAACACAAUUGUCAAACAGGGCAUUGGGAAGAAUUCCGCUCUGGAAAAUGAAAGUCUUACAGUCACAGAACGGGUUUUCGACUCCAAACUUGGUGAGUAUGGAGAAGACAAAUUUGCUUCAAAGGUAAACUUUCCUCGGAAACUUGUGGAUAGUAUGUUGGUGCAUGGAUGGAAUACUGAAGAGCUUCAAGAAGAGGUUAGCUCGAUGGAGAAGGCUGGGGAUAAGAUGAUUAAUUGUUCUUCACUGCCAUAUUUCACUACAGCGGAGCGGGAUAUUAUCUCAUUAGUAUGA
Molecule: messenger RNA, 834 nt
Organism: Fusarium poae
Lineage: Eukaryota; Fungi; Ascomycota; Sordariomycetes; Hypocreales; Nectriaceae
Exons: 1
Coding region: 1-834 (277 amino acids)
Source: RefSeq, a predicted model, not a curated record